GUCUCGAAAAAAAAAACUUUGUUGGUGCUGUGAGGCCGGCGCUCAAAAGCGACUCACGCCGCUGAAGAAGGCGAGGGUUUCGCCGUCUGACCUCGCCGCGGAGGUUUCCCCACCCAUUCCAAACCCCGGUCGCCGCCGUUUCCGCCCAGCUCCCCCCUCCCGGCCGGCGCCCCCCUUCCCGGUUCGUCGGCUCCUCCGAGCGCCAAGCCGGGUCUUGAGACUGCCCAAGUUGUGCAGCUGAGAUACUCGAUGGAGGGUCUCCCAGAGCCACUGCUUGGAGAGAUCGUCAAGAGGAUUACCAAGACAAGUGAUCUUAAUUCUCUUUCCCUCGUGUCGAAGCAGCUCUCCACCAUCGAGGCGGAGCACAGGGUUGCUAUCCGUGUUGGCUGUGGACUCAAUCCUUCAACAGAAGCCUUGGUAUCGCUGUUUUCCCGGUUCCCCAAUUUGGCAAAAGUAGAGAUCAAUUACUCUGGGUCGAAGUCCAGUAACGUGGACCAGUUGAACAACCAAGGCCUACUUGUUUUAUCAUCUCACUGCUCCUUGCUGUCCGAUCUUGCUUUAAGCUUCUGCUCAAACAUCGAUGACACUGGUCUAGGUUAUCUAGCUGAGUGCAAAAAAUUGAGGUCCCUCAGGCUGAACCAUGCACCAGCAGUCACUUCUACUGGGAUUCUUCGGGUGGCGGUUGGUUGCAGGUAUCUUUCGGUUCUCCACCUUGUUGACUGUACAGCAGUAGACAGCGGGGAGUGGCUGGAGUACCUUAGGAGGUAUGGAUCACUGGGGGAACUUGUUGUAAAGGAUUGCGAUGGUAUCAGCCAGUAUGACCUCUUAAAGUUUGGCCCAGGAUGGUUGAAUCUCCAAAAGUUUGAGUUCGAGAUUAAUGGAAAUUACUGGGUGCCAGGGGCCCGUGAUCCCUCCUACGUGUCUGGCUACCCAUAUAGCUAUGACAUCUGCUGUGAUAAUCUGAAGGAUCUUAGGCUGGCUCAUAUAAUAACUGAGCCAGAAAUUGGACUUCGUUUUCUCUUGGGGAAGUGCAAAGCAUUGGAGACACUUUACCUGGAGUAUGUUAUUGGUCUAAAUGAGAAUGAGAUGAUUGCACUAUUCCAGAGGUGCAGCAACCUUAAAACCAUCUCACUUCGUCUCAUGCCUCUGCGAUGUGAAGAUGGUGAGUUUAGGACGCCAUUGACUGAUGCUAGCCUUAAGGCUCUAGCUCUUAGCUGCCCUAUGCUUCAGGUUAUUGAGCUCACCUUCACAUUUUGCGAUCCCAUUUAUCCUACUGAAAUAGGCUUCACACAAGAGGGUAUUGUAACGCUCAUCCAAUCAUGUCCGAUUCGUGCUCUUGUUCUAAAUGGUGCCAGCAUUUUUUAUGACGAGGGGAUGAAGGGCCUCUCAUCCUCACAGUUUCUGGAGAAGCUCGAGCUCGUGGAUUGCAGGUCUAUAACUGAUGCUGGUAUGAACUUGAUUAUACAGGCUCCUCGCUUGAGCAGUCUCACGCUCCGCAAAUGUAAGAGAGUGACAGAUGAUGGAAUGGCUGCCUUGGCACGUGCACAGAAGCUGGAGUGGCUGACCGUUAUAAGCUGCCGCCGGAUCUCUCAGGAAGGCGCGCAGAGAGCUGCCAAAUCAGUUCAUUACUCUGCGGAGGCUGAAAGCCAUGACAGCCUAAAAGGAAUGAUCGCCAAAAGUAGGGCUGGAAUUCGAGCCGAGUCGAGCAAGCUCGGCUCGACUCGCUAGAGCUCGUUUCAUUAACGAGCUAGCUUGACUCAACUCAUUAUUAUAACAAGCUCAAAUCCAAGAUUGGCUUGACUCGUAUAACUCACGAGCUGGCUCGUUUAGCUUGUUAAGCUCGUUAAAAAUAUGAACAUAAAACUCUCAAAUAUUAUAAAAAUAAUUGUGUAUAUAUUAAACAUAUAUAUAUCACUAACAAUAAUAAUUUCCUUGUAAUGCAUGAGUCUCCUAGGCGGUUGGGCCUUCAACAGCUAGGCCUUGUGUUGUGCGUCUAGGACAUAGGGUGCUGAGUGGCUGAUCUUUUUUUGUAUUGGGAGUGACUGAUCUUUUGUACCGAGCCUAACGAGUUACACGAGUACUCGUGAGAUUGGCUCAUUUAACUUGGUCUAUAAACGAUCUUAAACUAAAGCUUGGCUCGACUCGUUAUUCUUCGAGUUCGAGUCGAUUCGAGCCGAGUCACGAGCUACUCGUUUAGCUCAUGAGCUUCGAGCUUUUUUUCUAGCCCUAGCCAAAAGGAAAGGAUAGCAGACACACCAAUCAUUGUUGGGUUUAUCCUUUAGCCUUCACUUCGGAGAUUGAAGCUGUAUCUGUCAUUUUCUCUUCUGAUGAGUUCCUGCACUCCAGAUUUCUUCUUCUGAUGAGUCCGAACAUGCUUCUGCUUCUAUGUGCACCUUUGCGUUGUUUCUGUUUGUAAGGUCUCCUCCUUGCCCUGAGAUCUCAAAACAUGGCACCCUUUAAUUUUGUUUUAUAGCUGUGAUGGGGUUCGGAUUUUGAAAGAAUGCCAGGAUCUAUUGGCUGCUUGAAAAUGCACGUGUUAUUGUAAUAUUGUCUGGUCAUCACGUAGUCUUGCUUUUUUUAAGAUUUAUAAUCAUCUUUGUAAUCUUGGCUGCUGCUUUUGUUAUCAGAGACUCUUUUGUCCCUUGUUUAUGCUUUGUGCCUAAUAAUGGAAUGCAGAAAAAUCUGGAGCACAUUUAAUAAAAAUCCGAAGGUGCCACUGAAAGAAAG
Messenger RNA from Triticum aestivum (bread wheat), 2727 nucleotides. Its product is annotated as F-box/LRR-repeat protein 14-like. The record is from RefSeq and is a predicted model, not a curated record. Gene Ontology annotation, cellular component: SCF ubiquitin ligase complex. The transcript is spliced from 2 exons. Bases 250 to 1728 code for a protein of 492 amino acids. Gene Ontology annotation, biological process: SCF-dependent proteasomal ubiquitin-dependent protein catabolic process. Lineage: Eukaryota; Viridiplantae; Streptophyta; Magnoliopsida; Poales; Poaceae. Gene Ontology annotation, molecular function: protein binding.